Synchiropus splendidus (mandarinfish) is the source of this 876-nucleotide messenger RNA. Its product is annotated as transforming protein RhoA-like. Bases 98 to 679 code for a protein of 193 amino acids. Lineage: Eukaryota; Metazoa; Chordata; Actinopteri; Syngnathiformes; Callionymidae. The transcript is spliced from 5 exons. Gene Ontology annotation, molecular function: GTP binding; GTPase activity. The record is from RefSeq and is a predicted model, not a curated record. Gene Ontology annotation, biological process: stress fiber assembly; cell migration; small GTPase-mediated signal transduction. Gene Ontology annotation, cellular component: dendritic spine; cleavage furrow.
UUUCCAGUUGGUCAGGAAGAGGAGAAAGGCGGACACAGCAACAUCAAGGGGUAAUCUUUUUCUGUCAGCGACAACUUUAAAGAGCCUUUAUGCUGUGAUGGCGGCUAUCAGGAAAAAGUUGGUCAUCGUAGGUGAUGGUGCAUGUGGGAAGACCUGCCUGCUCAUUGUUUUCAGUAAGGAUCAGUUUCCAGAGGUCUAUGUCCCCACCGUGUUUGAGAACUACGUGGCUGACAUCGAGGUGGACGGCAAGCAGGUGGAGCUUGCCCUUUGGGAUACAGCUGGUCAAGAGGACUACGAUCGACUCAGGCCUCUUUCCUACCCCGAUACAGAUGUGAUCCUUAUGUGUUUCUCUGUAGACAGCCCUGACAGUUUAGAGAAUAUUCCUGAGAAGUGGACACCUGAAGUAAAACACUUCUGCCCAAAUGUUCCCAUCAUCCUUGUGGGAAAUAAGAAAGAUCUCCGCAACGAUGAGCACACCAGAAGGGAGCUUGGUAAAAUGAAGCAGGAGCCGGUUAAAUCUGAGGAAGGAAGGGACACGGCCGACCGCAUCAGUGCUUACAGCUACCAAGAGUGUUCCGCCAAAACCAAAGAUGGUGUGAGGGAAGUCUUUGAAAUGGCCACCAGGGCGGCGUUACAGGCCAAGAGAAGGAACAAGAAGUCCGGUUGUAACCUUCUAUAAGCUGAAAGAGAAGAGGAAGAUGCUCUCAACUGCAACAAGGGCAACUUCUAUUGAGAGCAUACAUUGGGGACAAUAUUUUGGCACGCCCAGAAAAGUCACUCAGUUUCUGAUCAUCCAUUCCUCGAAUUAGAGCUCAAAACUUUAUGGCUUCUGUUGGUCAUGUGUCUAUGCUAUACGGUCGUUUGUCAUUUUUAUUU